Cinclus cinclus is the source of this 4580-nucleotide messenger RNA. It is a transcript of the gene MAP3K1, whose product is annotated as mitogen-activated protein kinase kinase kinase 1. Gene Ontology annotation, biological process: protein phosphorylation. Gene Ontology annotation, molecular function: protein kinase activity; ATP binding; zinc ion binding. The record is from RefSeq and is a predicted model, not a curated record. The transcript has 20 exons. Bases 22 to 4533 code for a protein of 1503 amino acids. Lineage: Eukaryota; Metazoa; Chordata; Aves; Passeriformes; Cinclidae.
CGAUGUGACCCGACAGAGAAAAUGGCGGCGGCGGCGGGGGAUCGCGCCUCGUCAUCGGGAUUAUCCUCGGGCGGCGGCGCGGAGGCGGCCGCCGCCGCCGCCUGCGGGAGCCUGAAGGGCGGCGCGGUGGCGGGGAGCGUCGCCGGGAGCGGCGGGGGGCUCUUGCGGGAGGCGGGCGGCGGCGGCUGCCGGGAACAGCGCUCUGACUGGAGACGGAAGCAGCUGCGCAAAGUGCGGAGCGUGGAGCUGGACCGGCUGCCGGAGGCGCCCCUCUUCCUCGCCACCCCUCCGGCCGCCUCCUCCUCUUCCUCCUCCUCCUCGCCGGAGCCCCCCGAGACGCUGCUGCUCCACUACCUGACCGGGCCGCCUCGCUGCAGCCCCUCCAGCCCGGCUGCCUUCCCCAGCCGCUGCGCCGAGCUCCUGGAGCCGCUGCCGGCGGGGAGCCUGGCGGGGACGGACCCCGCCGCCGACCGGAGGAUGGAGCCGUCCCCGGCCGCGAGUCGUGACAUGGAGAAUAAAGAAACCCUUAGGGGGCUGCAGAAGAUGGAUGACCGCCCAGAAGAGCGCAUGAUCAGGGAGAAACUCAAGGCAACGUGUAUGCCAGCCUGGAAGCAUGAAUGGCUGGAAAGAAGAAGCAGGAGAGGCCCUGUGGUGGUGAAACCUAUCCCUGGAAAAGUAGAUGGAUCAGAAAUGAACAAACUCUGUCUAGAUCCUCAAGCCGAAGGACAAAACACUGCUUCAUCACCUACACAGAAAGGAAGACGUAGUCCUUCUCCUAGCAGUUCCUCUUCAUCAUCUGCUAGGACAGUUAAAUCUGAGUCACCAGGUGUUAGAAGAAAAAGGGUGUCUCCAGUGCCUUUUCAGAGCGGACGGAUAACACCACCCCGACGAGCCCCAUCUCCAGAUGGCUUCUCUCCAUACAGCCCUGAGGAGACAAAUCGCCGUGUCAACAAAGUGAUGCGAGCCAGGCUGUACUUGCUGCAGCAAAUAGGACCCAACUCUUUCUUAAUUGGAGGCGACAGCCCUGAUAAUAAAUACAGAGUGUUUAUUGGGCCCCAGACUUGUAGCUGUGGCCGUGGGACAUUUUGUAUUCAUCUGCUGUUUGUUAUGCUGAGGGUUUUUCAGCUUGAGCCCUCAGACCCAAUGCUCUGGAGAAAGACAUUGAAGAACUUUGAGGUUGAGAGUUUGUUCCAGAAAUAUCACAGUAGGCGUAGCUCGAGGAUCAAAGCUCCAUCUCGUAACACCAUCCAGAAGUUUGUCUCACGCAUGUCAAAUUCUCAUACAUUGUCAUCAUCUAGUACUUCUACAUCUAGUUCAGAAAACAGUAUGAAGGAUGAAGAAGAACAGAUGUGCCCCAUUUGUUUGUUAGGCAUGCUGGAUGAAGAAAGUCUAACUGUGUGUGAAGAUGGCUGCAGGAACAAAUUACACCACCACUGCAUGUCAAUAUGGGCAGAAGAAUGCAGAAGAAACAGAGAGCCACUCAUCUGUCCACUUUGUAGAUCUAAAUGGAGAUCUCAUGAUUUCUAUAGUCACGAAUUGCCAAGCCCUGUGGAUUCUUCUGUUCUCCGUAUGGUUCAGCAACAAUCUCAGCAGCAGUCUGCAGUUGGAUCACAGAGAAGAACUCAAGAUAGCAAUUUUAACCUUACUCAUUAUGGAGUCCAGCAGAUCCCUUCUACAUAUAAAGAUUCAGCUGAGCCAUGGAUUCAGGUAUUUGGGAUGGAGCUAGUUGGCUGCUUGUUUUCUCGAAACUGGAAUAUACGAGAGAUGGCACUUAGACGUCUUUCCCAUGACGUUAGUGGUGCUCUGUUACUGGCUAAUGGUGAAAGCACUGGAAACUCCGGAAGCAGCAACACAAGUGCUGGAGCUCUGGGAGCAGCUAGUGGGUCAUCUCAGACCAGUAUCUCAGGAGAUGUUGUGGUGGAAUCCUGCUGCAGUGUGCUGUCCAUGGUCUGUGCUGACCCUGUCUACAAAGUGUAUGUUGCUGCUUUAAAAACUUUAAGAGCCAUGCUAGUGUACACUCCCUGUCAUACUUUGGCAGAGAGGACUAAACUACAGCGACUUCUCAAGCCAGUAGUAGAGACGAUAUUAGUUAAAUGUGCAGAUGCUAACAGUCGAACAAGUCAACUUUCAGUCUCAACGCUGUUGGAGAUGUGUAAAGGUCAAGCAGGCGAGCUGGCAGUUGGGAGAGAAAUACUUAAAUCUGGAUCCAUUGGUAUUGGAGGUGUUGAUUAUGUCUUAAAUUGUAUCCUUGGAAAUGAAAUUGAAUCUAGCAACUGGCAAGCACUGUUGGGACGACUUUGUCUAAUAGACAGACUUCUGUUGGAAUUUCCUGGUGAAUUUUACCCCCACAUUGUCUGUGGAGAUGUAUUGCAGGCUGAUACCGUAGUUGACAGGUAUAAGAAACUUCUCUCUCUCUUAACCUUCGCCUUGCAGUCAAUUGACAAUUCCCACUCAAUGGUUGGCAAACUGUCACGGAGAGUAUUUUUAAGUGCAGCAAGAAUGGUAGCAAGAGUGCCCCAUAUUUUUGUAAAGCUGUUAGACAUGUUGAGUGUGACAAGCUCAACUCAUUACGCUAGGAUGCGUCGACGUCUGAUGGCAAUAGCAGAUGAAAUGGAAAUUGCAGAAGCCAUUCAGUUAGGCAUGGAAGAAAUGCACUCUGGGGAAUGCCGACAUGAAGACUUUUUACAGCUACCCGUGCCAGAUAACUCUCCAGAAACUACAGAAAAUAAUACCCCUAAUAAUACUGUGCAGUUAUCAGGGAAAAGUGGGAAAGGUUUGAGUGACAGAAAACUGAGUGCCAGUCCAGAUGACAUUUCUGAGAUGCUGGCUGGCCUUGCUAUGGGACUUCCUGUUUCAUCAGUAACCACUGAGCAACCAAAACCAGCCAUUCAAACAAAAGGAAAACCCCACAGUCGGUGUGUGAACUCUCCUCCCUCAUCCAGUCAUUCCCAGUCACUAUUUCCAACACUUCUGUCUCCAUCAAACCCAUCUGUACCAGCUGGCCCUGUAACAGAUGUCUCGAAACUCAGACCUCAGGGAUUUGUUCCCUGCAAAAUCCCCUCACCUUCUCCACAAACACAGCGGAAACUUUCUCUCCAGUUUCAGCAAAACUGUUCUGAAAAUAAAGAAUCUGAGAAACUUUCUCCAGUUUUUACCCAGGCCAGGCCAUUGGCAUCCAGUCACGUACAUAGGCCAAAGCCAUCACGACCCACCCCAAGUGAUGUGAACAAGCAAGGAGAAACCUUAAAAAACAGUAUGACACUUGACCUGAAUGAUAUUUCACAAUGUGAUGGCAAUAGCAGUGCAGUUAUACCAAGUGAAGAGACAGUGUUCACACCAGUAGAUGAAAAGUGCCGGCUGGAUGUUAAUGCAGAGCUGAAUUCCAGUAUUGAGGACCUACUUGAGGCUUCCAUGCCAACAAGUGAUGGCACAGUUACAUUCAAGUCUGAAGUUGCAGUUCUUUCUCCUGAGCGGGCAGAAAAUGAUGAUACUUACAAAGAUGAUGUAAAUCAUAAUCAAAAAUGCAAGGAAAAGAUGGAAGCUGAAGAGGAGGAAGCUUUAGCUAUUGCUAUGGCAAUGUCAGCAUCCCAAGAUGCCUUGCCAGUAAUUCCCCAGCUACAGGUCGAAAAUGGUGAAGAUAUCAUAAUCAUUCAGCAGGAUACACCAGAAACCCUGCCUGGACAUACCAAAGCAAAACACCAUUACAGAGAAGAUGCAGAAUGGCUUAAAGGUCAGCAAAUUGGUCUUGGAGCUUUCUCUUCCUGUUACCAAGCUCAAGAUGUGGGAACAGGGACGUUAAUGGCUGUAAAACAGGUGACAUAUGUCAGGAACACAUCAUCUGAGCAAGAAGAGGUGGUUGAGGCACUGAGGGAAGAAAUAAGGAUGAUGAGUCAUCUGAACCAUCCUAAUAUUAUUCGGAUGUUGGGUGCUACAUGCGAGAAGAGCAACUAUAACCUGUUUAUUGAAUGGAUGGCAGGGGGUUCUGUUGCUCAUUUAUUAAGUAAAUAUGGAGCCUUCAAAGAAUCGGUUAUUAUUAAUUACACAGAACAACUGUUACGUGGCCUUUCUUACCUUCAUGAGAAUCAGAUAAUCCAUAGAGAUGUUAAAGGUGCCAAUUUGCUAAUUGACAGCACAGGUCAUAGAUUAAGAAUUGCUGAUUUUGGAGCUGCAGCCAGGUUGGCAUCAAAAGGAACUGGUGCUGGGGAAUUUCAGGGACAGUUGUUGGGAACUAUUGCAUUUAUGGCACCGGAGGUCCUGAGAGGUCAGCAAUAUGGAAGGAGCUGUGAUGUGUGGAGUGUUGGCUGUGUUGUCAUAGAAAUGGCUUGUGCUAAACCUCCUUGGAAUGCAGAGAAACACUCCAAUCAUCUUGCUCUGAUAUUUAAGAUUGCUAGUGCAACUACUGCUCCAUCAAUCCCUACACAUCUGUCUCCAGGAUUGAAAGAUGUGACUCUUCGGUGUUUAGAACUUCAACCUCAGGACAGACCCCCUUCUAGGGAGCUGCUGAAACACCCAGUCUUCCGUACUACAUGGUAGCUACUUAUUUGUAAGGCUGAAAUACUGAAGAAAAUGCUACUGAAUAU